CCGAACCAACAAACGACAAUAAAAACAAGUCCACGCAGUUUCCACCUUCAGUCAGCCUCUUCUGUACGACACUCCCCAAAUCACCUCAGGAAAAUCCGUUUGCUAGAAAGAAGAAAAUGGGUUUAGUUGAAGAAGCACACAACGUGAAAAUUGUAGGCUCGGGUAACCAAACUAUAGUACUAGCCCACGGGUUUGGAACUGAUCAGUCGGUUUGGAAGCACCUUGUACCACAUCUGCUUGACGAUUAUCGGGUCAUACUGUUUGAUAAUAUAGGCGCCGGAACCACCAACCCCGAUUACUUUGAUUUUGAAAGGUAUUCGACACUGGAAGGGUAUGCCUAUGACGUGAUUGCAAUACUGGAGGAGCUUCGGGUUCAGUCGUGUAUAUUCGUGGGGCAUUCUGUAUCCGCUAUGAUUGGGGCUAUUGCUUCGAUAACCCGACCCGAUCUUUUUACCAAACUUGUCGCCAUCUCUGCUUCGCCGAGAUACUUGAAUGAUACAGACUAUUACGGAGGAUUUGAACAAGAAGAGAUUCAAAAGUUAUUUGAAGCCAUGCAAUCAAAUUACAAGGCAUGGUGUGAUGGAUUUGCUCCUCUAGUCGUAGGAGGUGAUAUGGAAACAAUGGCAGUCCAAGAAUUCAGCAGGACAUUAUUCAACAUGAGACCCGACAUAUCAUUAAGCGUAGCACAAACCAUAUUUCAAAGUGAUAUGAGACAUUUGUUGCACCAUGUCACUAUACCUUGUCACAUAAUUCAGAGUAUGAAAGACUUAGCUGUUCCGGUGGUGGUUUCUGAGUACCUCCACCAGAACCUUGGUGGUCAAUCCAUAGUAGAGGUGAUGCAAACUGAUGGUCACCUACCUCAAUUGAGCUCGCCGGACAUUGUAAUUCCUGUGCUUCUUAGGCACAUUCGUUUUAGCAUUGCUACUUGAUUACUUUAUUUACUUGUCUUUCUUGGUCUCUUCUUGGAAAAGUAUUUUCGAAGACAAGAUGUGCAACACUAGGCGUUGUUGUCAAGUGCUCUUAUGACAUCAUUUGUGUAAAUCUGUAAGUGUUUCUCUUAUUUAAAAAGUUUUUAAUUAAGUAUUACAAAUUUCACUUGA
Molecule: messenger RNA, 1100 nt
Organism: Olea europaea var. sylvestris
Lineage: Eukaryota; Viridiplantae; Streptophyta; Magnoliopsida; Lamiales; Oleaceae
Product: probable esterase KAI2
Exons: 2
Coding region: 117-929 (270 amino acids)
Biological process (GO): response to karrikin
Source: RefSeq, a predicted model, not a curated record